Messenger RNA from Bombus pascuorum, 1358 nucleotides. RefSeq names its product putative glutathione-specific gamma-glutamylcyclotransferase 2. Bases 150 to 893 code for a protein of 247 amino acids. The transcript is spliced from 4 exons. Gene Ontology annotation, molecular function: gamma-glutamylcyclotransferase activity; glutathione specific gamma-glutamylcyclotransferase activity. Lineage: Eukaryota; Metazoa; Arthropoda; Insecta; Hymenoptera; Apidae. Gene Ontology annotation, cellular component: cytoplasm. The record is from RefSeq and is a predicted model, not a curated record. Gene Ontology annotation, biological process: glutathione catabolic process.
GAUUAUUUUGGAAUAGAAUCGAAACAGGGAGAUAUGCAAACAAAAUUCGAAGAGAUAUACUUUAUUUAAAUAUAAAGAUAAGCGAUUCGCUCGGAAAAGAGACUACUCUUGGAUAGAAACUUUUCCGCGCUUUUCGAUUCCUAAAUAAAAUGGAAGCUAGAAACAAAAAUGAGAAUUUUCUGUGGGUGUUCGGAUAUGGAUCUCUGUGUUGGCAUCCGGGAUUUAAAUACAAAAAAAGCGCCGUGGGACACAUCAGGGGGUUCAAUAGAAGAUUUUGGCAAGGGAAUACGACCCACCGUGGAACGAUAGAGAAGCCUGGACGAGUAGUGACGCUGGUGGAGGAAAAAGAGGGCAUCGUUUACGGCCGGGCUUUCCAAAUCCAAGACACCGCGGCAUUGCCUUACUUGGAAAAUCGCGAGUGUUCUUUGGGAGGAUACGUGACGACGAUUGCCACGUUUCAUAGUCGCGAAGGAAACAGGAGCUUUCCAGUCAUUAUUUACAUCGCCACCAAUAAGAAUAAACAUUGGCUCGGUGAGGCACCGCUUCAGAGUAUCGCUAAGCAAAUUUCCGAAUGUUCCGGUCCCAAUGGACAUAACGUCGAGUAUCUUUUACGAUUAGCAGAGUUUAUGCAUCGUUAUCUACCAGAAGCCCAAGACGAGCAUUUAUUUACAUUGGAAUUAUUAGUACGUUCGAGGAUAAAGGAAAUGAAUAUGUGUGUGGAUACGUUAAUGGGUAAGCGAGACUACAAUAUCGACCUGGAGGACGUCGAGAUCGAUGCCAAGGAUGAGGACAGUGAUUUAGUCACCAAUAACGCAAGCAAUAAUCUCAGGAAAAAUUCCUUCCAAUUCACUCUUCAAGUACCUGAUAAGACUUUGCGUUGCCUCAAAAUGUAGCCUGCAUUUCCUAUUUAUACGAAUAAUUAUCGAAUGCUCGGACCGAGAUGCAGAGGAUUUAUGUAAUUAACGAUAAUAAGAUAAUAUUCUUCGUAGAUAAUUUAUGUAAAAACGUUCGUAUCUUUCGAGAACAUAUGUAUAUUGAGUAAUUAUUGUUCUUGAAUAGUUUGACUGUGAUACGAAUAGUUUAAGCAUAACGAAAGUCAUAUUCCGGCAGCUUAAUAUUGUAAAAUAUAUUUGCAAGUACGAUUAUCAUACUUUUAUUUUUAAAUGUGCUGGACACUGUUUAGGAUUAUAUUAUUUCGAAAGCAAUCGUGCCUUAAAAAGCGCAAACACAGGGCAAAUGUCCCUUACUACAAUUUUUUUAAUUAUAAGUUAAUGACAAAUUUUGUAUCCGAAUGCAUAAAACGAUAAUUUAUGAAAGAGAUAAUGUUUAAAUAUAUUACCGAAUAUUUCUUUUUCUAA